AUGGCAGCUUGUGUAGAUGCAUACAGUACUGUGAGAAGUGACGAUGAGAAGAAACUAGUUAAACCUGAUUCUAAUAAUGAAGAUAUACAUAUAAAGACAUCUCUUUUUCAUGGGCCUGGAUGGUACGUACCAUCUGAACGGCACUGGGUAAACUACGACGAUUACUCUGCACUUCCAAGAAUGACGAAAAGAGAUGCUAUAGAUUUCCAGUCAGAAAGAGAAUUCGUCAGCUUCUUGAAAAAGCGUGACAUACCAAAUUAUAAGAAGAUCACUGCUUACUUUCCUUCUCAUCCUCCUUCUAUCAAGUCGCAAUGUUUUCGUCAGAUACCCUCCUUUCAAGCUAGAAGUGGGAGCCUUUAUGAAACCAAGCCAAGUAUUAUUCGGGGAGGUGUAGAUUAUUAUGAAUACUACCAAGAGCAAAUUUUCGUUAUUUAGCCUAAUUCCAUGGAAUUAUAACCUGCUACUUACAGGGGGUUUUGCAGUUUGCAAACGUUUGUGAGUAAUAAAAGGUGGCUAAAUUUGAUGUAGCUGUGGAACAUUCAGCUUCUUGUUCAGUGCCGCAUCUCUUUUCUUUUUUUAAACUACAAUUUAGACUUUGUGUUUCACUUUACAUGUUUUUUUGGAAUAAUACUACACUGAUGAUCCGAUUUCCGUAUACAUUACCUAGCUAACUUGUUGAAAUCCACUAUUCAGUCAGAAUAAUAGAGAACUAUAUAUAUAAUAGGGCCAUAAUAUUAUAAUUAAAAGUAGUUGAACUGGUGUUCCAACCAACGAUUGUCAGAAUAAUUCAAUUUAAGACAGAUAAAACUAGAUAAGCACAACUGUGCGUAUUAUACUUGGAAUUUUUAAUAAGAUCUCAAUCAAAUACAAAGGAAUCAUCAGUAAGUACAAAUACACAUAUUCAACAACAAAAACAAAAGCACCAACAGUUCUUUUCGAAAUGAUAAUCUUUUUAUAAACAAGCUGUACAGAGAUUAAUUCCUACAAAACAUUUGAUCCCCACUCGUUGAUUGUCUUGGUUAGUAAUAAUGUAUUUCAUUAACAGUUUUACUCAGCAAAAACGCAACCACUAUGAUUAAAAUCCUUUGAAUUCCACACUCGAUAGUAAGUAAAUUUCAGUAAAAUAUUGCGAUGAGACAUUUUAACUCCCUGAUAACUGAGUUCAACAUUUAAUUGAGUGCUUCUGAAAUUUUCCGAUGGUAAAGUUGAUGUGCGAUGUUUAGUAAGAAAACUGAAGAUUUGAAACAUUAAGACUAAAAAUGAUACUUUGCACGUCUUGUAGGUUUCAGUGCUCAUGUGUUGUAACUUAAACAAUAAUAUGUGGCCAGAUAUUAUGUUAAAAGCACAAUAUUUAGUUUUAGUACUAUGUCAAGCUCG
Messenger RNA from Schistosoma spindalis, 1377 nucleotides. NCBI's taxonomy places the organism in Eukaryota, Metazoa, Platyhelminthes, Trematoda, Strigeidida, Schistosomatidae. The record is from the annotation of a GenBank genome assembly.